Messenger RNA from Hemisphaericaspora subhashii, 821 nucleotides. Its product is annotated as LPG20. The annotation marks the transcript as partial. The record is from RefSeq and is a predicted model, not a curated record. Lineage: Eukaryota; Fungi; Ascomycota; Pichiomycetes; Serinales; Debaryomycetaceae. The transcript has a single exon.
UUCUUAAGAAAUAUAAUAUCCCUCGUGAUCGAGUUGUUAUUUUGAGUAAAUGUUUUGGUCCAGUUGAUGAAGAAAACCCUACUUUCGGGUUAUUCACCCAAAACCAGUUUCCUGCCAUUGAUUAUUAUAAUUCUCAAGGUCUUUCUCGAAAACAUAUCUUUGAUGCAGUUCAAAAUAGUCAACGUAGAUUGGGAACAUAUAUUGAUGUAUUACAGAUCCAUAGACUUGACCCAACUACACCCAAGAAGGAGAUUAUGAAGGCAUUAAAUGAUGUUGUUGAUCAAGGAUAUGCAAGAUACAUCGGUGCUUCUUCGAUGAAGGCAGUAGAAUUUGCCGAGUUGCAAUAUAUCGCACAUGCUAAUAAUUGGCAUAAAUUCAUUAGUAUGCAGAAUUAUUAUAACUUGAUCUAUAGAGAAGAAGAAAGAGAGAUGAUUCCAUUUUGUCAAAAGAAUGAACUUGGAGAGGUUGGUAUUAUUCCUUGGUCUCCUAUUGCCAGAGGUAUUUUAGCAAGACCGGUUGGAAAAGAAUCAGAAAACAAAAGGGAUAUAAAGGACAAAGGUAUCACUCGAUUACACCUUAAUGAAUUGACCAAACCUGAAGAAGAGAUUAUUGGAAGAAUUCAAACUUUAGCAAAGAAGUAUAAUGUUAGUAUGGCAGCUCUUGCUACCAGUUGGGUUAUUGGUAAGAAGUGUAAUCCAAUUGUUGGUCUUUCUUCAGUUGACAGGGUUGAUGAUAUUUUAACUGCUACAACUAUUCAAUUAACUGAAGAGGAUGUUAAAUUUUUAGAAGACCCUUAUGUUGCAAAUGCGGCUAUGUUUUAA